UAACCUUGAGCGAGACCUACCUGUUUUUACCUGCGACAUUGUUUAUAAACUGUGAUCUUUAUUGAAUAUCUUUGUUUAGCGUAUUGCAAAUUACACGUGCAUUUUACUUUGGUAUACGCAAUAAUGAGAAUUUCUAUCAUAUUUUUUAACCGGCACAUGAUCUUUUUGACAUAAUGGCAGUGAUUAAUGAUUUGAUUGGAAACUUCGGGCGGUAUCACUGGUGGCUGUGCUUCAUUGUUUUCUUGAGCAAGUUCGGAGUAGCUUUUCAUCAAAUGGCAAUUAUAUUUCUGGCUCCACCGGCACACUACACCUGCCCUAAUAACGAAACAUGUUGCGAUAAUCCUGUAUUUGAUAAAUCUGUUUUCACUAGAACUAUUGUUACUGAAUGGAAUUUGAUUUGCGAGAAUUCAUGGCUGAAAGAUUUCACCCAAACGGUUUUCCAAUUUGGUGUUCUCGCCGGCAGUUUAAUGUUUGGAGUAGCCUCAGAUAAAUAUGGCCGAAAACCAACAUUGAUUAUAUCAGUUAUAAUAGAAAUAUUAACCGGAGUGAUGGCAUCGUUCCUGCCAGAUUUUUGGAGUUUCACAAUUGUCCGAAUGUUGGUCGGGGUUGCAAAUGGCGGCAUCAUGAUUAUUUCUUUUGUAAUCGUAAUGGAAUAUGUAGGGAAUGUGACUAGAGACGUGGUGUCAGCGUUGUAUCACAUCCCAUUCACAGCUGGACACAUCGCAUUAGCAGCGGUGGGCUACUACAUUAGAGAUUACACGUAUUUUCAACUUUUCAUAUCUCUCGUAAACGCUGUUCUGUUGUUUUAUAUUUGCCUUUUACCAGAAACACCUAGAUGGUUAAUUGCGACGAAUAAGACUGAAAAAGCAAUAGUUUUAAUGGAGCAAGUGGCAAAAUUCAACAAAUUACCGACGGAGGAUAUAAGACAAAAAGUCGAAAUGUAUUACAUGGAACGCAGACAAGCGAGACAAAAGAGUUCAGUGCUUGAAUUAUUUCGAAUUAAAACUCUAAGAACAAAUCUCUUAAUAAUGUCGUUUGCUUGGCUUUCAUGCAGCUACUGUUUCUAUGGCAUUGCAUACUAUGUGAGCCACUUAACUGGUGAUGUGUUCAUAAACGUCGUGGCCACUGGCAGUGUGUGUCUAUGCGGGUGUAUCAUUUGCAUACCCUUGAUCAAAUUCUCGAGGCGUAAAACUGUUGUCGUGAGUGGAAAUGCUUUAUGCAGCUUGUGCUUAUUUAUAGUCGCAUUUGUGCCUGAAGGGAAGGCGUCUGUAGUAAUUGGAUGUGUCGGUGAAUGUCUCAGUUACGUUAUUUUUGUUUUAAUAUAUUUAUAUUGCACUGAAAUGUUCCCGACUGUUGUUCGCAAUUCUGCAAUAGGAAUCUGUUCAAUGAUGGCUAGAGUUGGAGCUAUGAUAGCACCCUUUGUGGCCGCAUUUAGGCCACAUGGGCAAUGGUGUGCGCCUGUAGCCUUUGGUAUAUUUCCCUUGAUCUCUGCAAUACUCUGUCUGUGGUUGCCUGAAACGAAAGAUUGUGAGCUAAUGAUGACGAUUGAAGAAGCCGAAGAAGCAUUGGGUAAACAUCAAAUUCCACCAGCAAGAAACAGAGACGUUAAUAUUGCGGAAAGUGCAGUAUGAGGAGUAAAACCACAUAA
This is a messenger RNA of Trichoplusia ni (cabbage looper), 1648 nucleotides long. Its product is annotated as organic cation transporter-like protein. The transcript has 3 exons. The record is from RefSeq and is a predicted model, not a curated record. NCBI's taxonomy places the organism in Eukaryota, Metazoa, Arthropoda, Insecta, Lepidoptera, Noctuidae. Gene Ontology annotation, cellular component: membrane. The coding region runs from base 174 to 1631 and encodes 485 amino acids. Gene Ontology annotation, biological process: transmembrane transport. Gene Ontology annotation, molecular function: transmembrane transporter activity.